CAGUGGUGCUCUGCAACUCCCAUCACGCACAGGGAGAGAUGAAGGCAGGUGCAGUCUAGAAGUCCCUGUUUUUGUCCUUUAGCAAACACUGUCACUGGGACAGCAAAUCCCAUCAUCGCUUUUAAAGAUGCUGAGAGCUUUCAGUAAUCCUCCCCCUGUAAUACACACCUCGCCAGGACCCCCUGCAUACAGUGACAGAUAGGAUAAUACCCCAGGGGCAAGUGCUUUAAUCUCCCAAAUAGAGGCAGUGAAGGCUUGUCAUAGGUCGGAGCUAACACGUGGUUUGCUCCUGUAUAAAAGUUUCACAGGACUGGCCCCAUGCCCUGAACGCUGGGCAAAAACUCAAUUAGACAAUCAGUGGAGAUCACAUCUCAACCUGUGUGCACACACACUGCAGGGAGACCCCCAGAGCUGGAACAAGGAGACCCCCAGAGCUGGAGCAAGGAGACCCCCAGAGCUGGAGCAAGGAGACCCCCUGAGCUGGAACAAGGAGACCCUCAGAGCUGGAACAAGGAGACCCCCUGAGCAGGAGCAAGGAGACCCCCUGAGCUGGAACAAGGAGACCCUCAGAGCUGGAACAAGGAGACCCCCAGAGCUGGACUAAGAAGACCUCCCUGUGCUUGCCUAAGGAGACCAUCUGAGCUGGGGACUGUCAGGAACUGGACUGAUUCUGGAGCUGAGGACCCUCAGAGUCUGAGCUAAUGCUGCACCUGGGGACCCACAAGGACUGAGCUAAUUCUGGAUCCUGGGACACUCAGCGACUGAGCUAAUUCUGAAUUUGGGGACCCCCAAAGAUUGAGCUAAUUCUGAAAUUUGGGACCCCAAAAAUACUGAACUAUUUCUGGAGCUAAGGAUCUCCAGUGCAUUAAUCUAGAUACCCCACGAUUUAACUCUAGAAGCAGGGGGCCCCGUUGAUCUCUUCCAGGGGCCCCCAGGGACCUGUAUGAGAGAUCUAUAUCAGUGUCUGCCUGGACCUGUUGCAGGAGCCCCGUUUUUCUGGAUUCCUUUGAUAUUUUGUGGGUGAUCAAAGGGACUUCGUUUACUGGAUGUACCCCUUGAACUCUAGUAUGGGGCCCCUGCCAUCCAGAGCUGUCCGGGCCAAGUGAAGUGGAUGUGCCAGGCUGAUCAGACAGCACUCACACUCAGAGUCAGUCUGUCACUCACACUCAGCCCAUUGCUGGGAGGACAGGGCGUGCUGUGAUUGCAAGCUCUGCGGUCCAGGACUAUGCAUUGUUCGGUCGCUGCCUUUCUCCUGGCCGGCUUCCUCUGUGCUGCCGGUAAUCCCACCCCGGAGCCCCCAGCCGGUUCCCAGGACUCCUGCUCGUCCUGCGGGUUCCGACCCCCGGAGGAGGUGGCCCGGGUGGACCAGGACAUCCUGGAGGCGGUGAAGAGGCACAUCCUGAGCCGGCUGCAGAUGAGGGACCGGCCCAACAUCACCCACGCGGUGCCCAAGGCUGCCAUGGUUACAGCCCUGAGGAAGCUGCAUGCUGGCAGGGUGAGGGAGGAUGGCAGGGUGGAGAUACCCAAUCUGGAUGGGCAUGCCAUGCCCAGCCUCGACCUGCAGGAACAGAACUCCGAGAUCAUCAGCUUCGCAGAGACAGGUGGGUGCCUGGUACACUGGGGGUGUCAGUCUGAGGGUAUAGACAGAGGGUGGCAUACUAGGGGUGUAUGGGCAGAGGGUGGCACAAUGGGAGUAAAUGGGCAGAAGGUGGCACAAUGGGGGUGUGUGGGCAGAAGGUGGCACAAUGGGGGGGGUGUGGGCAGAGGGUGGAACAAUGGGGGUGUAUUGGCAAUGAUUGGCACACUGGGGGUGUAUGGGCAGAGGGUGGCACACUGGGGGUGUAUGGGCAGAGGGUGGCACACUGGGGGGAGAAGUGGAAGAGGGUGGCACACUGGGGAUGUAUGGGCAGAGGGUGGCAGUCUGAGGGUGUAUGGGCAGAGGGUAGCACUCAGGAGUGUAUUGGCAUUCUGGAGAUGUAUGGGCUGGCUAAAGGUGUAUGGGCCGAGGAUGACAUGCUCAGGUAUGAAGUCAGGGGAUGGUACACUAGGAAUGUAAGGUCAGAGAACAGCAUGUUGGGGGGCAGGGAGGGCCAUGCUUAAGUAAGCUACAACUGAGGUGCCAAUUGCAGAGGAUGUUUAGGAUGGUAGUUAAGACCACAAAUAGAGGCCAAGUGUAGUGCUAUUGUGCAGGAUACAGGGUUAGUGCAGUGUGUUAUUGUGCAGGAUACAGGGUUAGUGUAUUAUGUGUUAUUGUGCAGGAUACAGGGUUAGUGUAGUGUGUUAUUGUGCAGGAUACAGGGUUAGUGCAGUGUGUUAUUGUGCAGGAUACAGAGUGUGUAUUAUGUGUUAUUGUGCAGGAUACAGGGUUAGUGUAGUGUGUUAUUGUGCAGGAUACAGGGUUAGUGCAGUGUGUUAUUGUGCAGGAUACAGGGUUAUUAGUGUUAUUGUGCAGGAUACAGGGUUAGUGUAGUGUGUUAUUGUGCAGGAUACAGGGUUAGUGCAGUGUGUUAUUGUGCAGGAUGCAGGGUUAGUGUAGGUUAUUGUGCAGGAUACAGGGUAAGUGUAGUGUGUUAUUGUGCAGGAUACAGGGUUAGUGUAGUGUGUUAUUGUGCAGGACACAGGGUUAGUGCAGUGUUUUAUUGUGCAGGAUACAGGGUUAGCGUAGUGUGUGUUAUUGUGCAGGAUACAGGGUUAGUGUAGUGCUAUUGUGCAGGAUACAGGGUUAGUGUAGUGUUUUAUUGUGCAGGAUACAGGGUUAGCGUAGUGUGUGUUAUUGUGCAGGAUACAGGGUUAGUGUGUGUUAUUGUGCAGGAUACAGGGUUACUGCAGUGUGCUAUUGUGCAGGGUACAUGGUUAGUGUAUUAUGUGUUAUUGUGCAGGAUACAGGGUUAGUGUUGUGUGUUAUUGUGCAGGAUACAGGGUCAGUGUAGUGUUAUUGUGCAGGAUACAGAGUUACUGUAGUGUGUGUUAUUGUGCAGGAUACAGGGUUAGUGUAGUGUGUUAUUGUGCAGGAUACAGGGUUUGUGUAGUGUGUUUUAUUGUGCAGGAUACAGGGUUAGUGUAUUGUGCAGGAUACAGGGUUAGUGUUGUGUAUGUUAUUGUGCAGGAUACAGAGUUAGUGUUGUGUAUGUUAUUGUGCAGGAUACAGAGUUAGUGUAGUGUAUGUUAUUGUGCAGGAUACAGAGUUAGUGUAGUGUAUGUUAUUGUGCAGGAUACAGGGUUAGUGUAGUGUAUGUUAUUGUGCAGGAUACAGGGUUAGUGUAGUGCUAUUGUGCAGGAUACAGGGUUAGUGUAGUGUGUUAUUGUGCAGGAUUAGUGUAGUGUGUUAUUGUGCAGGAUACAGGGUUAGUGGAGUGUUUUAUUGUGCAGGAAACAGGGUUAGUGUAGGUUAUUGUGCAGGAUACAGGGUUAGUGCAGUGUAUGUUAUUGUGCAGGAUACAGGGUUAGUGUAGUGUGUUAUUGUGCAGGAUACAGGGUUAGUGUAGUGUGUGUUAUUGUGCAGGAUACAGGGUUAGUGUGUGUUAUUGUGCAGGAUACAGGGUUAGUGUAGUGUGUUAUUGUGCAGGAAACAGGGUUAGUGUAGUAUGUGUUAUUGUGCAGGAUACAGGGUUAGUGUAGUGUGCUAUUGUGCAGGACACAGGGUUAGUGUAGUGUAUUAUUGUGCAGGAUACAGGGUUAGUGUAGUGUGUUAUUGUGCAGGAUACAGGGUUAGUGUAGUAUGUGUUAUUGUGCAGGAUACAGGGUUAGUGUAGUGUGUUAUUGUGCAGGACACAGGGUUAGUGUAGUGUAUUAUUGUGCAGGAUACAGGGUUAGUGUGUGUUAUUGUGCAGGUUACAGGGUUAGUGUAGUAUGUGUUAUUGUGCAGGAUACAGGGUUAGUGUAGUGUGCUAUUGUGCAGGACACAGGGUUAGUGUAGUGUAUUAUUGUGCAGGAUACAGGGUUAGUGUAGUGUGCUAUUGUGCAGGACACAGGGUUAGUGUAGUGUGUUAUUGUGCAGGAAACAGGGUUAGUGUAGUGUGUGUUAUUGUGCAGGAUACGGGGUUAGUGUGUGUUAUUGUGCAGGAAACAGGGUUAGUGUAGUGUGUUAUUGUGCAGGAUACAGGGUUAGUGUAGUGUGUUAUUGUGCAGGAAACAGGGUUAGUGUAGUGUAUUAUUGUGCAGGAUACAGGGUCAGUGUAGUGUGUUAUUGUGCAGGAAACAGGGUUAGUGUAGUGUAUGUUAUUGUGCAGGAUACGGGGUUAGUGUGUGUUAUUGUGCAGGAUACAGGGUUAGUGUAGUGUGUUAUUGUGCAGGACACAGGGUUAGUGUAGGUUAUUGUGCAGGAUACAGGGUUAGUGCAGUGUUUUAUUGUGCAGGAAACAGGGUUAGUGUAGUGUAUGUUAUUGUGCAGGAUACAGGGUUAGUGUAGCGUGUUAUUGUGCAGGAUACAGGGUUAGUGUAGUGUGUGUUAUUGUGCAGGAUACAGGGUUAGUGUAGUAUGUGUUAUUGUGCAGGAUACAGGGUUAGUGUAGUGUGUUAUUGUGCAGGACACAGGGUUAGUGUAGUGUAUUAUUGUGCAGGAUACAGGGUUAGUGUGUGUUAUUGUGCAGGUUACAGGGUUAGUGUAGUAUGUGUUAUUGUGCAGGAUACAGGGUUAGUGUAGUGUGUUAUUGUGCAGGACACAGGGUUAGUGUAGUGUAUUAUUGUGCAGGAUACAGGGUUAGUGUAGUGUGUUAUUGUGCAGGAAACAGGGUUAGUGUAGUGUGUGUUAUUGUGCAGGAUACGGGGUUAGUGUGCAGGAAACAGGGUUAGUGUAGUGUGUGUUAUUGUGCAGGAUACAGGGUUAGUGCAGAGUAUUAUUGUGUAGGAUACAGGGUUAGUGUAGUGUGUUAUUGUGCAGGAAACAGGGUUAAUGUAGUAUGUGUUAUUGUGCAGGAUACAGGGUUAGUGUAGUGUGUUAUUGUGCAGGACACAGGGUUAGUGUAGUGUGUUAUUGUGCAGGAUACAGGGUUAGUGUAGUGUGUUAUUGUGCAGGACACAGGGUUAGUGUAGUGUGUUAUUGUGCAGGAUACAGGUUUAGUGCAGUGUAUGUUAUUGUGCAGGAUACAGGGUUAGUGCAGUGUGUUAUUGUGCAGGAUACAGGGUUAGUGCAGUUUGUUAUUGUGCAGGACAAAUGGGUUAGUGUAUUGUGUUACUGUGCAGGACACAGGGUUAGUGCAGGUUGUUAUUGUGCAGGACAAAUGGGUUAGUGUAUUGUGUUACUGUGCAGGACACAGGGUUAGUGCAGUGUCUUAUGUGUAGGGUUAGUGUUGUACAGUGCUUUUAGUGCAUUGUGUUAGUUGAUUCAGGAAAUUCAGUGUUAGGGCAGUGACUUUAGUGCAUAGUAUGAGUUGAUUCAGGAAAAAUAAGGGUAGUUAAUCUGUUCAGUGGGACAUGACCCUGGAAUUAUAUCCAACCAAUGUUUAUUCCCUUAGUACAAUACUUUUAUCAGCAUGACUCAAAGCUAGUUAAAGGUUAGUAUACAGUGUAUAUAUAUUUUAUUUAUAUAGCGUUAACAGGUGUACUCUGCACUUUACAGGUUACAUUACAGUAGAGGGAGGUACAGUAAGUGCAGUAGGUAUACAGUGUAUGUAUAUUUUAUUUAUAUAGCGCUAACAGGUGUACUCAGCACUUUACAGGUUACAUUACAGUAGAGGGAGGUACAGUAAGUGCAGUAGGUAUACAGUGUAUGUAUAUUUUAUUUAUAUAGCGCUAACAGGUGUACUCAGUACUUUACAGGUUACAUUACAGUAGAGGGAGGUACAGUAAGUGCAGUAGGUAUACAGUGUAUGUAUAUUUUAUUUAUAUAGCGCUAACAGGUGUACUCAGCACUUUACAGGUUACAUUACAGUAGAGGGAGGUACAGUAAGUGCAGUAGGUAUACAGUGUAUGCAUAUUUUAUUUAUAUAGCGCUAACAGGUGUACUCAGCACUUUACAGGUUACAUUACAGUAGAGGGAGGUACAGUAAGUGCAGUAGGUAUACAGUGUAUGUAUAUUUUAUUUAUAUAGCGCUAACAGGUGUACUCAGCACUUUACAGGUUACAUUACAGUAGAGGGAGGUACAGUAAGUGCAGUAGGUAUACAGUGUAUGUAUAUUUUAUUUAUAUAGCGCUAACAGGUGUACUCAGCACUUUACAGGUUACAUUACAGUAGAGGGAGGUACAGUAAGUGCAGUAGGUAUACAGUGUAUGCAUAUUUUAUUUAUAUAGCGCUAACAGGUGUACUCAGCACUUUACAGGUUACAUUACAGUAGAGGGAGGUACAGUAAGUGCAGUAGGUAUACAGUGUAUGUAUAUUUAUUUAUAUAGCGCUAACAGGUGUACUCAGCACUUUACAGGUUACAUUACAGUAGAGGGAGGUACAGUAAGUGCAGUAGGUAUACAGUGUAUGUAUAUUUUAUUUAUAUAGCGCUAACAGGUGUACUCAGUACUUUACAGCUUACAUUACAGUAGAGGGAGGUACAGUAAGUGCAGUAGGUAUACAGUGUAUGCAUAUUUUAUUUAUAUAGCGCUAACAGCUGUACUCAGCACUUUACAGGUUACAUUACAGUAGAGGGAGGUACAGUAAGUGCAGUAGGUAUACAGUGUAUGUAUAUUUUAUUUAUAUGGCGCUAACAGGUGUACUCAGUACUUUACAGGUUACAUUACAGUAGAGGGAGGUACAGUAAGUGCAGUAGAUAUACAGUGUAUGUAUAUUUUAUUUAUAUAGCACUAACAGGUGUACUCAGCACUUUACAGGUUACAUUACAGUAGAGGGAGGUACAGGAAGUGCAGUAGGUAUACAGUGUAUGUAUAUUAUAUCUAUAUAGCGCUAACAGGUGUACUCAGCACUUUACAGGUUACAUUACAGUAGAAGGAGGUACAGGAAGUGCAGUAGGUAUACAGUGUAUGUAUAUUUUAUUUAUAUAGCGCUAACAGGUAUACUCAGCACUUUACAGGUUACAUUACAGUAGAGGGAGGUGCAGUAAGUGCAGUAGGUAUACAGUGUAUGUAUAUUUUAUUUAUAUAGCGCUAACAGGUGUACUCAGCCCACAAUUAAAUAGGUGAUUUAGAGCUCAUAUACACCCUACUGUCCCUUUUUAUCUUUAAAAUCUCAAAAUGACAUUAACUUUGUCUGUAUAACAGUUGGUUUCCUACAGACAGUUUUGUGGCUCCAUUCUUAUGGGCUGACAUAAUGGAUACUGCAUUUUACUAUAACAUAGAACUAGCUAUCAGAGGUAGUGUUUACGCUCUGCAGUGUUUUGCUUAGUGACAUAGAAAAACAAGCGUGCUCUUAUUAGUAAGCUAGUUUAAUCUCUGAUCUGUCAGCAGCCUUUAAACACAAAUCUCACAUUCCCGACGUAAUGGUUUUCGAAUGGAUUAAGUAUAUAUUUUAAUUAAUUCUUGCCAAAGUGGAAUGUUUAACAUUAUUUCAUUUUCGCUUCUUUAGAUGAUCUUACGGCUUCGAAGGUACGGCUUGCCUUCACAAUCUCAAAUGAGGGGAACCAGAAUCUUUUUGUGUUUCAGUCUAAUUUGUGGCUUUAUUUGAAACUCCCGGAGAUUAUGGAGAAAAGUGGCAGACGCAAGGUCCGGAUUAAAGUGCACUUUGAAGACCCAGCAUUCCCAGGUAAAACGAACAUGGUGGAGAAAAAGGUUGACACCAGAAGAAGUGGCUGGCACACGUUCCCCUUGACAGAUACUAUACAAGCACUUUUCGAGAAGGGGGAGCGAAGGUUAAACCUUGAGGUGCAAUGUGAUGGCUGCGAAGAGCAUUCGGUUAUUCCAGUAUACGUGGACCCAGGAGAAGAAUCCCACCGACCCUUUCUUGUGGUACAUGCCCGAUUAGCUGACAACAAGCACCGGAUUCGUAAAAGAGGCCUUGAAUGCGAUGGGCGGACAAAUUUAUGUUGUAGGCAACAAUUUUACAUUGACUUUCGACUUAUUGGCUGGAACGAUUGGAUCAUAGCUCCAUCAGGAUACUAUGGGAAUUACUGUGAGGGCAGCUGUCCAGCUUACUUGGCAGGAGUUCCAGGUUCGGCCUCAUCCUUUCACACAGCGGUGGUGAAUCAGUACAGAAUGAGAGGCUUGAACCCUGGGACAGUGAACUCCUGCUGUAUUCCUACAAAGCUAAGUACAAUGUCUAUGCUAUAUUUUGACGAUGAAUACAACAUUGUCAAGAGGGACGUUCCGAACAUGAUAGUAGAAGAAUGCGGAUGUGCAUGAUAGGAAUAUCAGGACAAUUCCCAUAUACACUUUGCUUCCUCCUGGAGGGAUAUCACGCCACUGUGAUGUUAUGGGGAGGGAUCAUUUUGUGAGAUCAGUGGCAGUCUGUGGAUCUCAUAUCAUUCCGGCAUACAUUUUUAAGACAUAACUUACAAGACUGUAAGUAGCCAAGGCCACACAGGGCAAUAUACUGAGGGUCAUUUUAAUGCCAGCAAGUGCCGAACCAUGAAUGAAAAGAGCAAAGAGGUUUCCAUCUGGGCUAGGAUAAUAAUUUGUGGAAUGAAAAGUUAACUUGUUCCUUAAUAGUGGUCAUACAUGGCCAAGCAACGUUCACAUUUGACGAUAUCUUCCACCAGUUUACCUUAUAAUAUUCUUACAGCACUUCCAAUGAGGAAUGUCUACUUUGAUUAAUGAAAGGCCAUAUGCCUCCAAGGCUGGGCUUCACAAACUCUCUAUGGUACGGAGGGCUACAAGCCCGUAUCAUGCCUGUCGUCUCGUCAUAGAGACAUCACAAACUAUGAUAGACUUUCUACAUGUUGUGUCCAACACAAACAUGAAGCCAUAGCACCAGUUGUCUUCUCAAAAAAAGGGCAACAUGCAUAUUUUCUACUGUACGGACUUCAGUAACUGUGGUACAAUAAGACAGCAGUGUCUGAAAAGUGAGCAUCACUGAGACCUGUACAAAAGACGAGUCACCGAACGAAUGUAGAUGUCUAUUGUUAUGUAACAUGUAUUGUUUGUUGUUUUCUUUUGCCGAUGGGUCAAGCAAAACAUUGUUUUGCACUCAAGGGAAUAAAACAUGGAUAGCAACAAGGGAAGGAUCUCGAUGAUGGACGGGGGAGAGGAUCCCAUAUCUUCUCUCCCAAGUCUGAUAACACUCAGCAUAGCACUUGCAAAUGCUAGGUUCUCACUUCACAGCAUUUGCACCUCUUACUGCCUUGAAAAGUGAUACUUGACAGUGCACUUAAUUUCACUAAAUAUUCACAUAGCUCCUACCCUGCUGCAGGGGCCACUUACAGCAGUGAAAGAGUUAAACUCUUUAAAUAGCAUAAAGUAGUGCAGCGCAUGGCACACCUCGCAGACGCACAAAGUGUUAACGCAGCAGGCUCAGCUCCUUGGGACAGCUUGAGAAACCUACCCCGGCUAACAGUGUGGCAUCUGCCAGCAGGGCUUAACUGAAGGAAGAUUCUCAGCAUACAGGAGAAGUGAGCCGUGAGACUGAAUGAUUCCUAUCGCACACUCUCAGGCAGUCGCUUGCUACAUUGAAGCCAGGGAGCGUGUAAAGCUAAAAUAUUUUAGAAGGAAAGUUCAUUGUCUGGAAAAAUUACGUAUUUUUCAAUUUGCAGAUGCUGAGGCCUAUAAAUGGCUGACCAAUUUAGGGUAGCACCGCUGAUUUGUGUGAUCGCCAACCUUUUAGCUGUUAAACAACGAAUUGUGGUGAAUUGACAAAAUAACAAGAUUCAGCCCAAAAUGGCAAAAUUAGAAAAAUACUCAAGUCUGAGAAUUUUUCCCAUUCUGCUAUUUUUGGUCAAACAGCUGUUGACUUCCCAUGAUGCACUCUGUUAGUGAAUGAGGGCUCCUUUUAGCUGAGGUGAUACCCUUGGACCGUGAUUUCACGCGAUAAUGGGCAGACAUUUCUCCUGUUUGAUGCAAGCUAUGUUUCUCAGAGCAAAGCAUUCCAGUAACAUCUUAUACUCUGGCAUAUAAGACACACAACCAGCGGAACAGUUUUUUCCCUAAUAUAUAUUUUUUAUACUUGAAAAUACAUUUGUUUGCUUUUUUAUUUGUUUGUUUUUUCUUAAGCGAAGGAUUGCUUAGGAUGUUUUGCACUGAUAGAUGCAUUAUUAGUUCAAACUGCCAUUUGUAAAAGAAAAGAAAGUUGAUACUUUUAUCGCAAAUACGAGAAUAAAAGUACAAUGUGUUAAUACAUCUUUUAUGGAACCAAAGAGGCCAAUUUAUUAGAAGUAUUUCUUAAGCUUUGAAGCUCAGUUACAGUGUAGAUCAGGGAGGUGUCAUAACAUAGGCUUCUGUGUGUUUUUGGACUACAUCUCCCAUAAUUCCAUCCCAACCACUUUCUGGCUUAGAACUAUGGGAGUUGUUGCCCAAAGCAGAGUGCCAACUUGGAUGCCGGUAAUUUGAGCCGCUUCUAUUUUGGGCCUAUGGCUUUCUGCAGGCAACCAAUGUAUCGACUAUGCUUUUAUUGUCUUUCCAACCAACAAUGAUAAUUGUAGCAUCAAGUAUGAACAUUCCUAAAGUCAAUGUAUAUUUUUAUUUAAUAAAUGUUCAUGUUAGAUUCUGUUACAUAAUAAUAAUAAUAAUAAUAAUAAUAAUAAU
Messenger RNA from Pelobates cultripes (western spadefoot toad), 10554 nucleotides. The record is from the annotation of a GenBank genome assembly. NCBI's taxonomy places the organism in Eukaryota, Metazoa, Chordata, Amphibia, Anura, Pelobatidae.